This is a messenger RNA of Agrilus planipennis (emerald ash borer), 2635 nucleotides long. It is a transcript of the gene drongo, whose product is annotated as arf-GAP domain and FG repeat-containing protein 1. The coding region runs from base 100 to 1449 and encodes 449 amino acids. The record is from RefSeq and is a predicted model, not a curated record. The transcript has 6 exons. Gene Ontology annotation, molecular function: GTPase activator activity. Lineage: Eukaryota; Metazoa; Arthropoda; Insecta; Coleoptera; Buprestidae.
GUUUGGUGCAAAGCUUGAUGAUCAUUGUAUGACGUUUAUGUAUGUUUUUAUUUAUUUGUAUAGUGCAACCACGAAGUUAUAAAAGUGUAAAAAAGUAAAAUGGCGUCGUCCCGUAAAAAGCAAGACGAAAAGAACUUAAAAACUUUAAGAGAAUUGGCUUCAUUACCAUAUAAUAAAUAUUGUUUCGAUUGCAAUCAACGAGGGCCUACAUACGUUAACGUCACCAUAGGUUCUUUUGUGUGUACGAAAUGCUCCGGAAUGUUACGAGGGCUGGCUCCGCCGCACAGGGUAAAGUCGAUUUCUAUGGCUGCGUUUUCGCAAGAAGAAGUUGAUUUUUUAUGUAAUCGGGGUAACGAUUACUGUCGUCGAACGUGGUUAGGAUUAUACGAAAAUAACACGCAACGAGAUUUGCGGGACGAACAGGCCAUCAAAGAUUUCAUGGUAGAUAAAUAUGAAAAGAAACGUUACUAUUUAGAACCAUCCGCGGUCUCUGUUAUCAAAAACACUCCCAUCAAUGCCGCAGCUUCGUCGUCUCAGAUAGUGAACAAAACCGCUCCCGACGUGAAACCUCUAAGUAGUAUUUUACCACAGGUCAAACCUCUAAUGGUGAAUAGAAAUUCUAAACAGCAAAACAUUGCGAAUAUGACGAGGGGUAAUAUUUCACGAAACGCAAGGAAAGAGACCGACGAUUUCGUUGCAGAUUUCGGUUCUGCCGAUAUUUAUAACGCCGCAGGUUCAAAUGUCACUGUGGACAAACGCAACAACAAUUUAACAACUCAACCGUCCUUUUCUUCUUCAAACACCACCGACAAUAAGAAUAAUUUUACUAACAGUGUGGAAGAUUUCAAUUUUGCAGAUUUCUCCUAUUUUAACACAUCUUUUAAUGAAGUGCCUCAAUUCCCAAUGUUCAAUGUCAGUAAUCGGUGGAGUCUUCCGACUCUGAGUACUGCUAAUGUUCCUAUUCAAGCUCAUAACAUAGGGGGGCCUCCAGCUCCUUCUGAAGACCGUUAUGCCGCUCUUAAAGAUCUUGAUAAUGCUCUCAAAUCACAACCCACUUUGGAUUGGAAUUCUUCAGGUUCUAAUGGCUCUCUUUACAGUUCUUCUGCAACUCCUACUAGCUCUCUAUAUAGUUCGCCUUCGCCUCAGAACUCUUUGUUCGGGUCACCUCCUAGUCAAGGUCAGUUUCUAAAUAUGUUUCCUCAACAACAAAGUGUCAACAAAAUGUCUAAUCCAUUCAAUACAAAUUCAAUUUGGAACAGUGACGAUAUGCAGACAAAAACUACAAAUGGCGUGGCUAAUCCAUUUCAAAUAGAAAUGCCUAAAGUCAACGGAUUUACGCAGAAUUUUCCAAGUCCAUAUAUUUCCAACAACACUCAAACGUCGUGGAAUGCUAAUCCUUUCAUGCUAGGCUCCAUGUCGAAUGGUCAUUCGAAUAAUCCUUUUUUGUGAGUUGACCUGUUUAGUCUCAACGCACGAAUUGGGCUCAUGCUAAGAAAUAUUUUAUAUAGUAACGUGAUCGUAUAUAAUUAUAGAACGUUAAAUAAUCUGUUUUAUUUAUUUAUUGUUUUUCGAUAUUUAGUUUAAUAAUUUUUGUUCUUUUUCUCGUGUAAAACACCAAAAUGUUUAUUUUUUAUAAAUGCGUUUCUUUUACUGUUAAAACGAACAACAAACGCUGCAAUAUCGAGCUUGAAUAUUAUACUUAUUGAAGACAAUGUACUUUUGCCUAACAAGGGAAAAAUAAUGAUCUUUAGCAAAUAGGUCAAAUAAUAGUAUUUUGUAUGAGUGUACACGACAUGCUGGGGUCGAGGUUUCGCUAAUCUAAAACAUUUAAUCAGUGCCUUACUUUUUUAUUUGCUAUAAUUAAUAGAUUGAAAUUAACUUUUUACAAACGGCCUGAAUUUUGUGAGAUCGUAGUAUUUAAACGCGUGGAUAAUACUACAUUCGUUAAACUUAAUUAAUUUCAUCGUUAGUGUGUUGUAAAUACAGUAUAAACUCUGUACAGCGAAAUGUAAAACACUGAACAUUACGUUACUGAGAGUUCAUCAUAUGCGGAGUAGAAAAAGUAAUAUACAUAAAACAUACGUUUAGGAGUACAAGUAUACUACUUUAGGGAUAGAAGAAAAAUAAAAAUAGAAAUAUUUAAAUAUUUUAUGGCGGCCAAACUACUAACAAAUGAAAGAACGAAUUUGGAACAAUGACGACAGUCGAGAUAAACAUAAGCUAGGUAAUAAAAUCGCUUGAUGGAAUUGUGCUGCAAUUCUUAUCAAUUUCGGCAACUUAGUGUUUUCAAAGAAAUAAUAAUUGUUUAUUUUCUUUAAAUAAUGAUGUUUUGUUUCAUUAUUGAGAGUGGGUGCUACACUACUUGGAGUGAAUGAAUGUAUGGGUAAUAAGAUUAAAUAAUUUCUUCGUUAAAUAGGAAUUUGUUAUAUGGAGUUUACACUGUAUUAUGGUCUGGUUUAAAAAAACGUUUUUUGUUGUGUGCCAUAAAAUCGUAACUUUAAAUAUCACGUCCAUCGAAAGGCCUAGACCCUAGAAGAAUUCAGAAAAUGCUAAAAAUUACUACUUGUCUUAGGUAGAACAUUUUAGCAAUUCACAAAAAUGUUUUUUGUUCCUUGUAGUUUUCGACAAUUUGCUG